This is a messenger RNA of Nannospalax galili (Upper Galilee mountains blind mole rat), 1888 nucleotides long. RefSeq names its product serine protease 53 (gene Prss53). Bases 85 to 1722 code for a protein of 545 amino acids. Lineage: Eukaryota; Metazoa; Chordata; Mammalia; Rodentia; Spalacidae. Gene Ontology annotation, biological process: proteolysis. The record is from RefSeq and is a predicted model, not a curated record. The transcript has 10 exons. Gene Ontology annotation, molecular function: serine-type endopeptidase activity.
UGGGGGCGGAGCAGGGGUGGAGCCAGGGAGACACAGGUGGCCUCUGUGAAUAAGAGCACAGGCGCCACAGUGGCCUGCAGCAGUAUGAAGCAGAGCUGGGGAGGAGGGCUGCUCAUCCUGGGAGCCGUGGUCCUCACAGAAGCUUGUGGGCAGCGUGGCCCUGGACCUCCGGAACCUCAGGAGGGCAACACGACACCUGGCGAAUGGCCCUGGCAGGCCAGUGUGAGGCGGCAGGGUGUCCACAUCUGCAGUGGCUCCUUGGUGGCAGAUACAUGGGUCCUCACUGCUGCUCAUUGUUUUGAAAAGGUGGCUGCAACAGAACUGAGUUCCUGGUCUGUGGUCCUGGGUUCUCUGCAGCAGGAGGGGCUGAGCCUGGGUGCUGAGGAGGUGGGGGUUGCUGCCUUGCAGUUGCCCAAAGCCUAUAACCACUAUAGCCAGGGCUCCGACCUGGCCCUGCUCCAGCUCACCCAUCCCACAGCCCAUACAACCCUCUGCCUGCCCCAAUCCACCCAUCGUUUUCCCUUUGGAGCUUCUUGCUGGGCCACUGGCUGGGACCAGGACACCAGUGAUGUUCCCAGAACCCUACGGAAUCUCCGCUUGCGUCUCAUCAGCCGCCCCACAUGUAACUGUCUCUACAAUCGGUUGCACCAGCGGCUGCUGGCCAGCCCAGCAAGGCUUGGAAUGCUGUGUGGGGGUGCCCAGCCUGGAGUGCAGGGGCCCUGCCAGGGAGAUUCUGGGGGCCCUGUGAUGUGCCGUGAGCCUGAUGGACACUGGGUCCAGGUUGGGAUCAUCAGCUUUACUUCAAGAUGUGCUCAAGAAGACACUCCUGUCCUGCUGACUGACAUGGCUGCUCACAGUUCAUGGCUGCAGGCCCGAGCUCAGGGGGCAGCUUUCUUGGCCCAGGACUCAGAGAUUCUGGAGACCAGUGACGAGGACAGCUGUGUAGCAUGUGGCUCCUUGAGGAGUGAAGGCCCCCAGCCAGGAGCCCUCUCUCCGUGGCCCUGGGAUGCCAGGCUGAAGCACCAUGGAAAGCUGGCUUGUGGUGGAGCCCUGGUGUCAGAGGGGGUGGUACUGACUGCUGCUCACUGCUUCAUUGGGCGCCAGACUCUAGAGGAAUGGAGCGUAGGACUGGGAGCUGGACCAGAGGAGCGGGGCCUGAAGCAGCUCAUCCUCCAUGGGGCCUACACCCACCCAGAGGGUGGUUAUGAUGUGGCCUUCUUGCUGCUGGCUCAGCCUGUGACACUGGGCCCUAGCCUGAGGCCCCUUUGCUUGCCCUAUGCUGACCACCACCUGCCUGAUGGUGAACAUGGCUGGGUUCUUGGGCUGGCCCAAGGAGCAGGCAUCAGGUAUCCCCAGACAGUACCUGUGACACUCCUAGGGCCUAUGGCCUGUAGCCGGCUACAUGCAGCCCCUGGAAAUAAUAGCAUUCCCAUUCUGCCAGGGAUGGUAUGCACCAGUGUUGUGGGUGAGCAGCCCCACUGUGAGGGCCUAUCUGGGGCACCACUGGUACAUGAGGUCAGAGGCACAUGGUUCCUGGCUGGACUGCACAGCUUUGGAGAUGCUUGCCAGGGCCCUGCAAGGCCUGCGGUUUUUGCGGAGCUAUCUGCCUAUGAGGACUGGGUCAGCAAUCUGGACUGGCAGGUCUACUUCGCUGAGGAGCCAGAGCCUGAGGCUGAGGCUGGAAGCUGCCUGGCCAACUCGAGUCAACCAGCCAGCUGUUGAUUGGCGGACUCUAGUUUACUCACAGGACACCAGAAAAGCCAGGCAAUGCCUACGCCAACACCCCUAUCAACGCCCUUCCUGGCAUUGGGGCGCUCUUCCCCUCCUUGUUUUGUGGUUCCCAGUCCUGGGGCAGGUCUAAGAGCUGGCUGGGAAUGAGCCUGCCCAG